This is a messenger RNA of Platichthys flesus (European flounder), 6340 nucleotides long. RefSeq names its product glutamyl-prolyl-tRNA synthetase 1 (gene eprs1). The transcript has 36 exons. Gene Ontology annotation, biological process: prolyl-tRNA aminoacylation; glutamyl-tRNA aminoacylation; translation. Gene Ontology annotation, molecular function: glutamate-tRNA ligase activity; proline-tRNA ligase activity; ATP binding. The coding region runs from base 114 to 5333 and encodes 1739 amino acids. The record is from RefSeq and is a predicted model, not a curated record. Lineage: Eukaryota; Metazoa; Chordata; Actinopteri; Pleuronectiformes; Pleuronectidae. Gene Ontology annotation, cellular component: aminoacyl-tRNA synthetase multienzyme complex; cytoplasm.
UUCCUGCAGUGGUGUGUUGGUGUGGAGAGUUUCCUCCUCCUCCUCUCUGCAGACUUCAGUCUCUGAAACAGUGACAAGACUUCACCACCUGAGUGGAAGAAGGAGUUUACAUCAUGGCCUUGAACCUCACCAUCAACACGAGCAACCCGCCUCUAGGUGCGCUGCUGGCAGCCGAGCAUCUGAAGGGCAGUGUCCAGGUGUCGGUGGAGGAAGGCAAAGACAACCGCCUUCAAGUCUCAGAUGCGAUCCAGUUCAAUGAUGCCAACUCCAUUAGUCGGUACUUGGCCCGGGUGGCUCCUGCUCUUGGCCUCUACGGAGCCAACAUGAUGGAGCAGACUGAGGUUGACCACUGGUUGGAGUUCAGCGCUCGCUGUCUUUGUGGCCAGCCCAGUUUGACCGUUGGGCUGGGGGAACUGGAUCUGGCCCUUUCCCUCCGCACAUUCCUGGUCGGACAUGCCGUCACCCUGGCGGAUCUCUCUGUCUGGGCUGCCCUGAAAGGUCAUGAGGGAUGGCCAAGCCAGGGCAAAUCCUUCUCCCACGUCAAUCGCUGGUUCUCCUUCCUGAGCUCACAGGUUGCCUUCACUGCAGUGGACAACAAGUACACCACUAAGAAAGCCUCAACGACCAAAUCCAAUUCGAGCGAAAAGAAGGCGGAUGUCGGAAAGUUUGUGGAAUUGCCAGGAGCUGAGAUGGGCAAUGUGGUGGUUCGAUUCCCUCCUGAGGCCAGCGGAUACCUGCACAUUGGCCAUGCCAAGGCUGCUCUGCUCAACCAGCACUACCAGCUCACAUUCAAAGGCAAGCUCAUCAUGCGCUUUGACGACACCAACCCAGAGAAGGAGAAGGAGGACUUUGAGAAGGUCAUCCUGGAAGAUGUCGCAAUGCUCCAGAUUAAACCCGACCAGUUCACCUACACCAGCGACCAUUUCCCCCUCAUAAUGCGUCUUGCUGAACAGAUGCUAACUGAGGGCAAGGCCUACAUCGACAACACCCCCCAUGAGCAGAUGAAGCUGGAGAGGGAGCAGCGCAUUGAGUCCAGCUGCAGAAAUAACACGGUGGAGCAGAACUUGAAGAUGUGGGCUGACAUGAAAGCUGGAACAGAGAGUGGUCAGACUUGCUGCAUGAGGGCCAAGAUUGACAUGAAGUCCAACAACGGCUGCAUGAGAGAUCCCUGCCUGUACCGCUGCAAGACGGCUAGCCAUCCCCGAACUGGAAACACCUACAACGUCUACCCAACAUACGACUUUGCCUGCCCCAUCGUGGACAGCUUGGAGGGUGUGACCCAUGCUCUUAGGACCACCGAGUACCACGACCGUGACGAUCAGUUCUACUGGAUAAUCGAUGCCUUGCGGAUGAGAAAACCCUACAUUUGGGAGUAUGCCAGACUCAACCUCAACAACACAGUGCUGUCGAAAAGAAAGCUCACCUGGUUUGUCGAUCAGGGAUACGUCGAUGGAUGGGACGACCCUCGCUUCCCCACUGUCAGAGGAAUCCUGAGGAGAGGAAUGACUGUGGAGGGUCUGAAACAGUUCAUAGCAGCCCAGGGAGGAUCAAGAUCAGUGGUGAACAUGGAGUGGGACAAGAUCUGGGCUUUCAAUAAGAAGGUGAUUGAUCCAGUAGCCCCCAGAUACACAGCUCUGUCCACCUCAUAUGUGGUUCCUGUUUCCAUCUCAGAGGCAAAGGAGGAGAUGAAGGAAGUGGCCAAACACCCAAAGAACACAGAGGUGGGCAUGAAGGAGGUCUGGUACGGACCCCGAGUUCUGAUUGAAGGAGCAGAUGCUGAGACUUUCUCAGAGGGGGAGAUGGUCACCUUCAUCAACUGGGGCAACCUCAUCAUCACCAAGAUCAACAAAGCGGCUGACGGUAAAGUUGUGUCCAUGGAGGCUCGUCUGAACCUGGACAACAAGGACUACAAGAAGACAACAAAGAUCACUUGGCUGGCUGAUACAACCAGCGCCCCACUUCUGCCCACCCUCUGCAUCGUCUACCUGCCUCUCAUCUCCAAAGCUGUCAUCGCCAAAGAGGACGACUUCAAAGACUACAUUAAUAAAAACAGCAAGUUGGAAGAGAAGAUGCUUGGAGAUCCCUGUCUGAAGAACCUGAAGAAAGGCGACAUCAUCCAGCUCCAGAGACGAGGCUUUUACAUCUGUGACCAGCCCUAUGAGCCAGUCAGCCCUAACAGCUGUAAGGAGAGCCCCUGUGUCCUGCUCUACAUUCCUGAUGGUCACACCAAGGAGAUGCCGAUUGCUGGAUCCAAGGACAAAGGCAAGAGCCAGAACGCCAGCAAAACACCCGCCACGCCCACCAAGGCUGCCCCUAAGUCUGCCCAAGCACCUGCCCCUAAGUCUGCCCAAGCACCUGCCCCUAAGUCUGCCCAAGCACCGGCCUCAGCCUCAGCUGGUGACCUGCUCUCCAGCAUUGUUGCUCAAGGUGAAGCUGUCCGCCAGCUAAAGACUGCCAAAGCCCCUAAAACUGAUGUGGACAAGGCCGUUCAGCAGCUGCUCUCUCUCAAGGCUCAGUUUAAAGAGCAGACAGGUAUGGACUACAAGCCAGGUAUGGCCCCUCCCACCUCAGCUCCAACACCACCCACAUCUUCAUCAGACCCCACCUCCUGUCCAUUCACCCGAGUGACCCAGCAGGGUGAGCUGGUCAGGAAACUGAAGGCAGAGCAGGCACCCAAGGACCAGGUUGACGUAGCGGUGAAGCAACUCCUCGCUCUAAAGGCGGAGUUUAAAAAGAUGACUGGUCAGGAUUACAAACCAGGGAUGGCCCCGCCCACUGCCGCCGCUUCCCCUGCUCCUUCCCCUGUGACCAACUCUUCUUCAGGUCUUUAUGAGCGCGUUUCACAGCAGGGGGAGGUCGUGAGGAAACUGAAGUCUGAGAAAGCCCCCAAGGAUCAGGUAGAUGCUGCAGUGAAGCAGCUGCUUGCCCUGAAGGCAGAGUACAAACAGCUCACAGGUCAGGACUACAAGCCGGGGGCCGCUCCAGUUCAGAAAACCCCUGCUCCAGUCCAGAGCAGCCCCAGCCCUGCCCCUGCUGCCACCGGCCUCCAAGAGAAGGUUGCUGAACAGGGAGAAGUGGUCAGGAAACUGAAGACUGAAAAAGCUCCCAAGGAUCAGGUAGAUGCUGCAGUGAAGCAGCUGCUUGCCCUGAAGGCAGAGUACAAACAGCUCACAGGUCAGGACUACAAGCCGGGGGCCGCUCCUGUUCAGAAAACCCCUGCUCCAGUUCAGAAGACCCCUGCUCCAGUCCAGAGCAGCCCCAGCCCUGCCACUGCUGCCACCGGCCUCCAAGAGAAGGUUGCUGAACAGGGAGAAGUGGUCAGGAAACUGAAGACUGAAAAAGCUCCCAAGGAUCAGGUAGAUUCUGCAGUGAAGCAGCUGUUGGCUCUAAAGGCAGAGUACAAACAGCAGACUGGAAAGGAUUACAAACCAGGAGCCCCAGCUAGUCCUGCCCAGACCAGCUCCUCCUCCACCAAGUCCAGUUCUUGUCCACAGUCCCAGGAGCUGUUCUCACAGGUGUCCCAACAGGGAGAGCUGGUGAGAAAGUUGAAGUCUGAGAAGGCCCCCAAGGAUCAGGUGGAUGAAGCUGUGAAGAGUCUUCUGGACAUGAAGAACAAGUACAAGACUCUUACGGGAGAGGACUACAAACCAGUGGCUGCUGCUGGAGGUCCUGGCGGAGAGGACAAAAACCGCAAGGAGAAGGAGAAUAAGUCUGAGAAGCAGGGAGGUGGAGGUGGAAAGAAGAGUAAAGGAGAGAAGGCCGGGCAAGGCAAAGAGUCUGCAGGAGGUGCUGGAGGAGCAGGAGAUGGUCAAGGAGCCAAGAAACAAACACGGUUGGGCUUGGAGGCUAAGAAAGAGGAGAACCUGGCUGACUGGUACUCUCAGGUCAUUACUAAAGCAGAGAUGAUCGAGUAUUAUGAUGUUAGCGGCUGCUACGUGCUGCGGCCCUGGGCCUUCUCAAUCUGGGAGUCUAUUAAAGAGUUCUUUGACCGGGAAAUUAAGAAACUCGGUGUGGAGAACUGCUACUUCCCCAUGUUCGUUUCUCAAGCCGCACUCGAGAAGGAAAAGUCCCACAUCGCAGACUUUGCUCCAGAGGUUGCCUGGGUAACCCGGUCAGGAAAAACUGAGCUGGCAGAGCCUAUUGCUGUCAGACCCACCAGUGAGACAGCGAUGUAUCCGGCAUACGCUAAAUGGGUCCAGUCCCACAGAGACCUGCCAAUCAAACUCAACCAGUGGUGUAAUGUUGUGAGAUGGGAGUUCAAACACCCUCAGCCUUUCCUGAGGACAAGAGAGUUCCUGUGGCAGGAGGGACAUUCAGCAUUUGCCACCCAAGAGGAGGCUGCUGAGGAGGUGCUUCAGAUCCUGGAUCUGUACGCCAGGGUGUAUGAAGAGCUGAUGGCGAUCCCUGUGGUGAAGGGGAGGAAGACAGAGAAGGAGAAGUUUGCAGGCGGAGAUUACACCACGACUGUGGAGGCUUUCAUCUCUGCCAGUGGGCGAGCCAUUCAGGGUGCUACAUCUCACCACCUUGGCCAGAACUUCUCCAAGAUGUUUGAGAUCGUUUUUGAGGAUCCCAAGAGGCCGGGCGAGAAGCAGUUUGCUUUCCAGAACUCCUGGGGGAUCACAACCAGAACCAUCGGUGUCCUCACCAUGGUCCAUGGAGACAACAUGGGACUUAUACUGCCACCCAGGGUCGCCUGCCUGCAGGUGGUCAUAAUCCCAUGUGGAAUCACUGCCUCUCUACCAGAGGCAGAGAAGGAGGUGUUGUUGGCCCAGUGCGCCAAAUACCUGAGCAGGCUGCUGGACGCUGGCAUCAGGGUGAAGUCUGACAUCCGAGAUAACUACUCCCCAGGAUGGAAGUUCAACCACUGGGAACUCAAGGGAGUUCCUAUUCGUCUGGAGGUUGGCCCUAAAGACAUGCAGCAGCGUCAGUGCGUUGCAGUGAGGAGAGACUCUGGUGCAAAAGUGACGAUUCCAGAGGCAGAGGCAGAGACAAAGCUUGCUGCCAUGCUGGAGGACAUCCAGACCUGCCUGUUCAAAAAAGCUUCAGAUGACCUGAACAGUCACAUGGUGGUUGCACACUCGAUGGAGGAGUUCCAGAAAGAGUUGGACCAGGGCAAGAUUGUGCAGAUCCCAUUCUGUGGAGAAAUCGAUUGCGAGGAUUCCAUCAAGAAAACCACUACCAAGGACCAGGACCUGGAGCCUGGAGCUCCAUCCAUGGGAGCCAAGAGCCUCUGUAUUCCCUUCUCUCCCCUGAAGACGCUGCAGCCUGGUCAAGUGUGCGUCAACUGCAACAAGCCAGCCAAGUACUACACCAUGUUUGGACGCAGCUACUGAGAACAUGGAGGAUGAGGAGAAUAGUUCCUAGCCUUUCCGUUUUUUUUUUAUUUCCUGUUGGUGUCCGGGUUAUUAGGGAUAUGGCUGUAAUUGGAUGGUGGUUUUGUUUCUGUAUUUCUUUCACAUGUCAAUAUUGUUGCAAUGCAUCUGUAAGGAUGUGAGGGUAAAAAGAAAGUUGCCUCUUUAUUACGUUCUGAGAGUAAGGACUGGUGCAGUUUCUCCCCUCCUCUCUAACGGCCAUAUCAGGAGAACGCUCACUGUCCAGAAGUGGUUUGUAAAAGAAUGGAAGUCCCCAACAGUAACCUGUCACAUAACAACUCCUCCCUGUCGGGCAGGUUUGUCAUCAUAUAACAUGUCAUCUGUUGGAGUCCUUCUAAAUACCACUAUUUAAAUUGUAAGAGCAGCUGCUGGAUUUGGAAAUGUCUAAAUUAUUGCUCUAUUUUUUUCAUUUUUUAUAACCCCAAUUAAAACAAAUAAUAUUUAGCGUUCUUUUUAUAACCAUAUUUUUGUCAGCAUUGAUAAAUUGAGAGGCCUUUUUGAAAUCUGUCAAAACCCAAAAUUUGUACCAAUGGAGAGGGAAAAAAACAUCCUGAGUAACAUGUUGUCAUCAUCUGUCUGGGUAGAAGCUCUCUUUACUUACCUUCACUCUCGUCUCUCGCAGCCACUCUGUCUCAGGAACUCCAGGUAUUCAGGCUUGUAGGUGGGGUGUUACUCUCACUGAUCUGUCAUCCGCCCUCCGUCUGUUUGUAUGACUGGUUUCAGAGUGUGGCUCAAUGCAAAUCCUUCAGAUCACCAGAGCCCAAUGACGUAUAGCUGUGAGGAACUAUGUGUGAGCACAAUACCAAGUAAUGUGGCCUUCUGCCACAUCUCUCCUGUGAAAGAAUUCUACAACUUGUCUAUAAUAAUAAAAUUAUAAUAAACAAGAAUCCAUAGCAAAGUAAUGUGUGUUUUUUUUUUUUUAAAUGUCUUUAAAAGAUUGAGAAUAAAUUCACUGCAUUCUUAUUGCC